AUGACCACUCGUGCGGAGCGGAUGCAACAGCGCAUGCGCGGUGCUGGACACGGUCAAAUCGAAGAUGUCUCUUUCCAAUUAGACUUCGGAGACGAUCUUACGACCGAAAUCGAACCCCAAGACAGUCCAGAGGAGCCGCCGCCGCGAACCACGCCCACACCGAAUACAUCUGCUAAGAGACGGAAGCUGGAUAGCGACUCGACACGACCGCUCGUAUCGUCGCAGGGCGGUGACCAAGCUCGACGGUCUUUAGACAAGCCAGGCUCUAUCGAACCACAAGAUGGGCCAGCUAGACUAUCUUUGCAGCCCGCUGCAGCAGAGCAACCGACGACAAGCCCUACCCCCAUUGCAGAAGAGCCGGCUCCGGAUUCUGCUGAGGCACUGCCGCCACCAAGGCCGCCCGCACCUGCGCCGCCCAUUUCACCAGUAACCGGGAGGGUCACGUCAGACUAUACCGAAGUUGAGGAGAGCCCGGCUGAUGCACCAGGCAGCGGCCGACGGCGCACGAUCACGAGUAGUGCUCUUGGUUCUAGUGCCAGACUGCAGCAAGCUCUGUCCCCCGAGGAUAAUGAGACUGAGGCGGUUCCUAUUUCAUCGCCCCUAGAGCGCAAAGCUCGGCGAACCACAGCCAGCACACGCAGGUCAACAAUAAGCAGUCGCGGGAGCCGUAGCUCAGGCAUACCUGGAGACGUUGACAUUGAUGGACGAUCACUUGAUGGAGCAGGAAAGUCUGUCGAUCGAACAGUGUCACCUGAGCUAUCAUCUCGACGCGAUACACGGUCCGCAGAGCCUACAACUCACUCUGACGAACCGGUGUCAGAGCCAGAACCUGAACUGGAACCGGAGUCAUUGGUGGAGGAAGAUCAGGUACAAAGUCAUGGUCAGGAUGAAAGUUUGGCAGAAGAGGUCGACAUAGAUGAGGCGGCUCAACGCUUGGGACGCAAGCGGCCCCGCAGAAGUCCGAGAGGGCCAUCUGCCGAGCCUGAUUCGAUUAUUACGGAUGAGGACCAAGAAGCGCCUUUAGCGAAAAAGCGACGGAAACAAUUGAAAACAAGUCCAGCAAAACAGAAACAAGGACGACCAAAGGCAGCUUCUAAAGCAAAGAACAGCCCACCUAAGACUGCUCCUAAACGAAGAAAGAAGAAAAGCUCAGAUGCCACUGGAGACGACGAGACGGUCUCUAUUCCAGUGCAACGGUUUACGAAGAGAGUUCAAGCGGCCGAAGGCGAAGAUGGCAACGCAGACGUGCUUAGUUUGGAUAUUCCUUUCGCUAACCGCGGCGGAGUCAACACUGUCGACGUGUUGACCCAGAUGUGCGACGAAAUUGUCGGGACGAGCUUGGAUACUCUUAAAGAAGGUGUGCGGAAUGCUGAAGAUGCACCAACUAAGAAAGAAUUCCGGGUUCAAGUGCGAGCUUUGGAAGCAUUCCAGGAAGAACUUAGGAAUCGAUUAUUGCAACAUACAAUACUCCUCGACACACUCCACAGCCUGCGCAAGCGGCUGCGCAGUGUCCAAAAAGAGAGAAUUACUCUUCGGGACGAAAUCAUGCAAAUCCGUGCCGAACGGGACCAGGUGGCGCUCCGGAAGGACGCUGUGAGAGCUAAGCACGACAAGGUCAAAGAGGAGGCCCUGGUGAGUCUUCCGGUGGAACGACCUAAAUCAGCCCUAUAA
Messenger RNA from Colletotrichum truncatum, 1671 nucleotides. Its product is annotated as AT hook domain-containing protein. The record is from RefSeq and is a predicted model, not a curated record. NCBI's taxonomy places the organism in Eukaryota, Fungi, Ascomycota, Sordariomycetes, Glomerellales, Glomerellaceae.